Molecule: messenger RNA, 2454 nt
Organism: Carcharodon carcharias (great white shark)
Lineage: Eukaryota; Metazoa; Chordata; Chondrichthyes; Lamniformes; Lamnidae
Gene: adam11
Product: ADAM metallopeptidase domain 11
Exons: 26
Coding region: 1-2454 (817 amino acids)
Biological process (GO): proteolysis
Molecular function (GO): metalloendopeptidase activity
Source: RefSeq, a predicted model, not a curated record
AUGGGAGCAGCUUAUGCAGCUCCACUUGGCACCUCUGCUGAGGUCUAUGAGCAGAGUCCAUGCCACCACCAACAGCUCCAGCAGCAACACCAGAUACCUUCACAGCCGUAUGACAAGACCACUAACACAGGAUCCACGGGCAGAGGAGCAGAAUUCUCGACAUGUCUGAGCACUUGUGCCUCAGGAGGCUCACUAGUUUGCCUCACUGCAGCUCUUCAGAUUCUCCGAGUAGGACCACCAGGGUUUAUUAAAGCCGAGAGCCAAACGGGGACGGCGUGGAAGGAUCGGCGGAACGGCAGAUCCCUCUUACCAGAGGCCACUGAACCUCAGCGAUUAAUCCACAGUGUUCACUCAGGAAAGGAAAUGAGGCACGGCCAGCUGAGUACUCGAAUCCGGAACAACAGCACUGGUUCUCGUCUUAUUCAUCUUGCGCAAGCAAGCUUCCUGAUAGAAGCAUUUGGUUCAUCCUUCAUUUUGGACCUAGACUUGAACCAUGAUUUGCUGUCGGCACGUUACAUUGAAAGACACUUCAGUGAGGAAGGAAAGACUACACAGACUUUGGGCAGUGAACAUUGUUAUUAUCAUGGAAAAAUCAGAGGAAAUUCCAACUCAUUUGUGGCCAUGUCGACAUGCCAUGGACUGAACGGUGUGUUUAAUGACGGGAACUUCACUUACAUCAUUGAAGUAAUGGGCAGCGAGAUCGAUCAGCAUGAACAACAACCUCAUAUUGCAUACAGAUCUCCUGGUCUUGAUAUCCCUGUGGGAUGUACAUCAUCUGGGUGCUUUACUGAUGACAACAUACAACAGAACUCUCCUGAAAAAGUAUUAAGGGCACGAACCAAACGACAGGUACGUCGAGGCCCUCACACUGUUCUGAGAGAAACCAAGUACAUCGAGCUGAUGGUGGUCAAUGACUACACUCUGUUUAAAAAGCAACGCUGUUCUGCCAUCCUUACAAGCAACUUUGCUAAAUCAGUUGUGAAUCUCGCUGAUGCUAUUUAUAAGGAACAAUUGAAUACGCGGAUUGUGCUGGUUGGUAUGGAAACGUGGGCAUCUGGAGACAAAAUUGAUAUCAAUGAAAAUCCACUGGUGACACUGAGAGAUUUCAUGAAGUACAGAAGAAACUCUGUCAAAGAGCACAGUGAUGCCUUUCACAUGCUUUCAGGCCGCACAUUUGAGUAUAGUCACAGUGCAACAGCCUACAUUGGUGGAAUCUGCUCUUUAUCUAAAGGAGGCGGGGUUAAUGAGUAUGGAAAUAUUGGUGCAAUGGCUGUCACACUGGCUCAGAGCUUGGGCCAAAACCUUGGAAUGAUGUGGAAUAAACAGCGUGCAGGAGCUGGUGAGUGUUGGUGUCCUGAUGCCUGGUCUGGUUGUAUAAUGGAGGAUAUGGGAUAUUAUCUUCCUCAAAAAUUUUCAAGAUGCAGCAUUAAUGAAUAUAAACAGUUUCUACAGGCUGGUGGUGGCAUCUGCCUUUUCAAUAAGCCUCACAAGCUGGUUGAUCCUCAAGAAUGUGGAAAUGGAUAUGUGGAAAUGGGAGAAGAGUGUGAUUGUGGUACUGCAGCUGAAUGCGACAAAGUUGGUGGUAAGUGCUGCAAGAAGUGUACUCUAACCCACAAUGCGAUGUGCAGUGAUGGACUAUGCUGUCGAGGUUGUCAGUAUGAACCGCGGGGUGUGAUUUGCAGGCAGGCAGUGAAUGACUGUGAUAUCGCAGAGACCUGCACAGGAGACUCCAGCCAGUGCCCUUGGAAUGUUCAUAAACUGGAUGGCUACUAUUGCGAGAAUGAGCAGGGCCAUUGUUAUGGUGGAAGAUGCCAAACCAGAGACAGACAGUGCAAUUAUAUCUGGGGCCGUGAUUCUGCUGAUCGAUUCUGUUAUGAAAAGUUGAACAUUGAAGGAACUGAGAAAGGAAAUUGUGGCAAAGAUGGCCAAAACUGGCUUCAGUGCAGCAAACAGGAUGUUCUUUGUGGUUAUCUUUUUUGUUCCAAUAUCACUCAGCCUCCAAGACGUGGGGACCUCAAUGGAGACAUUACCAGCAUGGUAUUGUAUCAUCAGAACAAGUACAUGGAUUGCAGGGGAGGCCAUGUUGUGCUGGAUGACGGUACUAGUCUUGGUUAUGUGGAAGACGGCACUUCCUGUGGACCCAACAUGAUGUGUCUUGAUCACAAAUGCCUACCAAUACAAGCCUUCAACCUGAGCUCCUGCCCACAGAGCACAAGCGGAGAAGUCUGCUUUAACCAUGGGGUGUGCAGCAAUGAGGUGAAAUGUAUAUGUGUCCGUGACUGGACAGGGAAGGACUGCAGCGUCUUUGAUCCAUAUCCAGAGCCAACUCCAGCAGGGAGUACAGAUGGACAGUACAAGGGUCCUAGUGGUACCAAUAUCAUUAUAGGGUCCAUCGCAGGCGCCAUCCUGGUGGCUGCCAUUGUCCUAGGGGGGACUGGAUGGGGAUUUAAGUAA